Molecule: messenger RNA, 2553 nt
Organism: Marchantia polymorpha subsp. ruderalis
Lineage: Eukaryota; Viridiplantae; Streptophyta; Marchantiopsida; Marchantiales; Marchantiaceae
Source: the annotation of a GenBank genome assembly
CGGGCGCCAAGUGUCCCGAGGCCCGUCCUUCGCUCUCUUUCGGUACCUGCCUCCGAAAGAACGUCCUUACGCUUAGCCUAAAGUACUGCCCUCCGCUCGAGCGUAUCCUCCCGCAGGCGCCGAGUCCCCGGCUUCUUCUUCCGGUUCAAGGAAGCUCCGCUCGCCGAUCCGCGAUUUCUUCCUCGAUGAUGCUGCAGGGCGAGAUCGGUGCCCGAGGCCGCAGUGAGUGCGCGAUUGGGGCGCGAUUGAUUUAGCGUCGGGAGUUCUGGGGCGCUCGAGAGAAUCCGGAGGGUUGUGGACGGAUUGGCAGUGGAGUGGGCCGGAGAUUCGCGGAGGACGAUCGAAAAGACGCUGUGGUGCCAUCUCGAUCGGUGGAGUGGAGCUGUGACACUCUUUGGAUUUUCUUCCGAGGAGGGACGGAGGCAGCAGCAGUAGCUUCUGCCUGCUUCCGAUCCUUUCGCCAUGGAUAUCCUUGCGGUGCGAGGGCGGCAGUAUGCUAAGGAGGAUGAGAAAACUUACCAGCAGUGGUUCGAUUACGCUGACACGGAUCAGGAUGGAAGGCUCACUGGACCAGAUGCUGUCAAAUUUUUUGGGUUGUCGCAGCUGCAGCGAGCGGAACUCAAGCAGGUUUGGGCAGUUGCAGAUUCAAGGCGACAGGGUUUUCUUGGUUUCAAAGAGUUUGUCACCGCUAUGCAGGUUAUAUCUCUGGCGCAAACAGGCAAUCCUAUCACCGCGGAUAUGUUGAAAGAAACGGAUACCGAGAAUAUCAGCCCUCCAAACAUGGAAGGACUUGACGAGCUCAUUGCAGCUGCACUGAAGAAGAGUCGAUCACCAACUAGCGGCAACGUCAACGUCAAUGGCACUACUCCAUCACAAACAGCACAGUGGUUUGAUAAAAAGACACCAAGAAAGUCCAUAUCUCAGGCCUCCGUUACGUCGGUCAUCGAUGGAUUAAAAAAGUUGUACCUUGAGAAGCUGAAACCUUUGGAAGUGACAUAUCGCUUCAAUGAUUUUGUGUCUCCUACUUUGACGGAGAGCGAUUUCGAUUGUAAGCCAAUGGUUAUGUUGCUAGGACAAUACUCAACUGGAAAGACAACCUUUAUUAAACAUUUAUUGAGGGGAGAAUAUCCAGGUGCUCAUAUCGGACCGGAGCCGACGACUGACCGAUUUGUCGUGGUUAUGGGUGGUGAUGAUGAACGAAGUGUUCCUGGGAACACUAUAGCCGUGCAGGCCGAUAUGCCGUUCAGCGGCUUGACUAAGUUUGGAACUGCCUUUUUGUCCAAAUUUGAAGUCUCUCUCAUGCCUCACACGCUGCUGGAACACAUCACAUUUGUUGACACACCAGGAGUGCUCUCUGGAGAAAAGCAACGCACCCAGCGAAGCUACGACUUCACGGGUGUGACCGAGUGGUUUGCUUCAAAAUGUGAUUUGAUCCUUUUGUUAUUCGACCCUCACAAAUUGGACAUUAGUGACGAGUUUAAACGUGUCAUUGGAUCUUUGAGGGGCCAUGACGAUAAGAUUCGAGUUGUUCUCAACAAAGCUGAUCAGGUCGAUACUCAGCAGUUGAUGAGAGUAUAUGGAGCGCUCAUGUGGUCACUCGGUAAAGUGCUCAACACUCCCGAAGUAAUGAGAGUCUACAUUGGUUCUUUCAAUGACAAACCCAUCAACGACAAUGUAGUCGGUCCUAUCGGCAAGGAACUAUUUGAACAUGAACAGAACGAUCUUCUGGCUGAUCUUAAAGACAUCCCGAGGAAAGCUUGUGAUCGACGAAUUAACGAGUUUGUCAAGCGUGCCCGCGCUGCUAAAAUUCAUGCUUACAUUAUUGGACAUCUGAAGAAAGAGAUGCCUGCGAUGAUGGGUAAGGUGAAGGCACAACAACGUCUUGUUGACAAUCUCGAAGAGGAGUUUGCGAAGGUGCAAAAAGAGUAUCAUUUACCGCUAGGUGAUUUUCCGGAUGUUGAAAGAUUCAGAGAGAUUCUUCAAGGUUAUAGUAUCGAUAAAUUUGAGAAGCUGAAGCCCAAGAUGGUACAGGCGGUGGACGAUAUGUUGGGUCAUGAAAUUCCUGAGCUGUUGAAAAGGUUCAGGAAUCCGUACGAUUAAGUAUGGUGAUCUAUAGGUGUCUCGGUGUUCUCUUUUCUUGUUUUGUUGUAUAAUUUUACGAUAGUUUAUUGUCUUCUCGAGAGGAGUAUCAUCUCAUUUAGCGCACUUUUCUCAAGUGCAUUUUAAUUAGUAGAGUAGCGCAAGCAAGCAGGCACCUACAGUGAUGCUUACUACUAGGCCAAUAGCGUGUUUUGCAGGCUGGCAGGGUUUAUAUACCACGAAUUGUUUCCCGUGUUGCUGUAAUUACCGUCAACGGUGGCGUGUAUGCCACUGCCUAUUCUUUGUCAGGUCGUAGAAAAGUGCAAGAUCAACGUAAUGAAGGGCCGGCGAGUUGUAUAACCAUCACAGCUGUGUCUGCAAAUUUUAGUUGGUUGAAUAUUGAUAUAAUAUUGAGAAAUGCUCGUUUUAAAAGCAGUUUGUGAGGCCUUCAACCACACUAUAUUAAAACCACGU